Molecule: messenger RNA, 766 nt
Organism: Lolium rigidum
Lineage: Eukaryota; Viridiplantae; Streptophyta; Magnoliopsida; Poales; Poaceae
Product: ESCRT-related protein CHMP1
Exons: 1
Coding region: 122-736 (204 amino acids)
Biological process (GO): late endosome to vacuole transport; protein transport; endosome transport via multivesicular body sorting pathway
Cellular component (GO): multivesicular body; ESCRT III complex
Source: RefSeq, a predicted model, not a curated record
UCUCCCCUCCGAACCGAAUCAAACCACCCCAGCGAUCUCCCAUAAAAUUUCCCCAACCCAACCCCCAAAUCCCCAAUCCCCUCGCCCCGAUCUCCCCCCACCCAAACCUCCGGCGGCGACCAUGGGCAACCCGGAGAAGCUGAUGGCGCAGAUCUUCGACCUCAAGUUCACCUCCAAGUCGCUGCAGCGGCAGGCGCGCAAGUGCGAGAAGGAGGAGAAGGAGCAGAAGCUCAAGGUGAAGAAGGCCAUCGAGAAGGGCAACGUCGACGGCGCGCGCAUCUACGCCGAGAACGCCAUCCGCAAGCGCACCGAGCACAUGAACUACCUGCGCCUCGCAUCCCGCCUCGACGCCGUCGUCGCCCGCCUCGACACGCAGGCCAAGAUGCAGGCCAUCGGAAAGUCCAUGGGCAACAUCGUCAAGUCCCUCGACUCCUCCCUCGCCACCGGCAACCUACAGAAGAUGUCCGAGACCAUGGACAGCUUCGAGAGGCAGUUCGUCAACAUGGAGGUCCAGGCAGAGUUCAUGGAGGGCGCCAUGGCCGGCUCCACCUCCCUCUCCACGCCCGAGACAGAGGUCAACAGCCUCAUGCAGCAGGUCGCGGAUGACUAUGGCCUCGAGGUCUCCGUCGGCCUCCCGCAGGCCGCCGCGCACGCCAUACCUGCCGCAAAGGAUAAGGAGAAGGUCGACGAGGACGACCUCACCCGCCGCCUCGCUGAGCUCAAGGCACGCGGCUAAUAAGAGAGUCUCACUACUACUUCAUUCAGG